This is a messenger RNA of Truncatella angustata, 2055 nucleotides long. Its product is annotated as MSS51 protein. The coding region runs from base 189 to 1742 and encodes 517 amino acids. Lineage: Eukaryota; Fungi; Ascomycota; Sordariomycetes; Amphisphaeriales; Sporocadaceae. Gene Ontology annotation, biological process: mitochondrial respiratory chain complex IV assembly. Gene Ontology annotation, cellular component: extrinsic component of mitochondrial inner membrane. The record is from RefSeq and is a predicted model, not a curated record. The transcript is spliced from 2 exons.
UGCUCAUCAGCGCUGCUCAGCUCUCAGCUUCACCCCCGCGGAAUAUCAUUGAUCCCCCUAGGAAAUUUCGGGGAGCUCCAGGGAGUUACGUACUGUACCUGAAGGGCGCUACUGUAUUUGCACUGAGAGCUGCGAUAUCGUACGACGACGUUGGCCAAUACUCGGGUUGGAGAAGACCAAUAUUUCCAAUGGAGCCAACUAUGCGGUCGGCAGCUUCCUACGUGUGCCGGAGGUGCUCACAGGCCCCGAGGGCAAGACUUCCGACUACCUCGAGAGCUUUCUCCCGAGUCGCAUUACGGCCCCAGCCGUCUAAUCCCAGACGUCCCGGAUCUCAAGCCGACGAGAAUGCUCGACCCUUUUCUCUCUUCGGCCGGAAGACGAAGCCUGUGCCUACGGAAGAGGCCGACGUUUCCUUCGGCUCAUCUGCGCCUGUGCCUGUGCCUGGACCAGGACCGUCAGCAGCAAACGAGCAGAAGAAGCCGCUGGUCCUCCGCCCAGACGACCUCUUCCACUCAUACACCAAUUCUCCUAUCCCAGAGAUACGGCACCGAGCGGCUUUCAUGAGGCAGCAUGCUUUAUGUCCUCACCCCGACCAUCGGCCCACGCGCAUUCCCACGACCUCGGAUGAUGUAGACAAAGCCGCAACUUCGGGAAAUCAGCCACCGGCUCAUGUGCACUUUGAGUGCCCAGAUUGUGGAGUACCUGUUUAUUGCAGUGAGCAGCAUUGGGCAGAGGACUACGAGGCGCACUUGCAAACCUGUGAUACUCUACGCCAGAUCAAUGAGGACGACCACGAUCUCAGGUCCGGGAGGUUCUUCCCCGAAUUCGAGUAUGCCGGACCCCAGAUGGAGGAGGCAGUGGUAAACAUGACCAACUGGGACACCUUCUUGUACACCAGACAGUUUGAAGCAAUCAACAACGAUCGUAACAUGAGGCAAGUCACCAGAUUGUUGACAUAUCCUCUGACCAUUGGAAGCAUCCUUCACGAGUUGAGUCCGUACAACAUCAGAAAGGGCGGCCGCCUGACCGCCGAGGGUCUGAAGAGUUUCAGUGCGUUACGGUAUACCCUGCAUCCUCCCAAAACUGGAGGUGGUGACGGUAUCCGCGGCCUGCGACCAGAGGCCCCUCCGGUCCGGAUAUUCAUCCUGGGAGCUCGAGCCGAGUCCUCCUUGCCUAGAAACGUGUGGGUGCAGCUUGCUCACCUGUUCCCUCGAGGCAAGUUUCAUCUCGUCUUCAUUGGACCGGAAAGCAUGGCCAACCGCGACGACGAAUUCCCACUGCCACCACGGACUGCAUCAAAUCCAUUCGGUGCUGUUGUUGAAGAUCGAGUUUGGUCUUCGAUGAAGAUCAGCACGAUUGUGGAUUACUACCAUACCAUCCACAAGACUGGUUACUUCCAGCCUCAUGACCCUUACUUUGACUGCUUCGUCUGCUUUCAUCCCGGUAUGGGCCACCCUGCAAGCUCCCACGAGUGGGCGGAGACUAUACCACUAUUGCUCGAGACCAAAGCACCCAUCAUUGCUACCGGCUACACCCAGUUUGAUAUGGAGCGGGAUAUCGAAUGGGUUAACAAGACUUGUGGAGGCGAGUUUGACAUACUCAUGGAGCCGGGUGAGAACACUUUCAGGAGCUUGCGUUGGGACUUGAAUGAUCUGGAUCCUCAGGAUGUCACAUGUGGCAACUGGGGUGUCUGGGCAUUCCGUGGAAAGAGAUACGAAGCUACCCACAAGGACGUCGAAUAGAACCUUAUUGGUAUAGAGGAAUAUGCUCCUUGUAGAUGUGCCGGAUUUGCGUUGACAUAUUUCCGAUCCAAGCGUCUUGUUGAAGGGCGAUGUACAGAUAGAUGACAGGGACAUAGAGUCUGAUCAUGUAUAACACUUUGUACAUGCAAUGCAUUGUAAAUGUAUCCCCAGUUGUAUAUAGUGCGUACCCAGAUCUUACCCAUAUCUGUCAGCCCUGUCAUUUGAUGGUCCCUCCAGUUUUGAGCAUUCCGAGAGUCCUGGUGAGAGAAGCAUCACAAUCUGGCGUGAAAAGGCAGCUUCACCACUCGCAGCC